CACAGCGGCCGGAGAUGCAGCGGGGUGCCGCGCUGUGCCUGCGCCUGUGGCUCUGCCUCGGACUGCUCGACAGCGAGCGUGGCCUGGCGAGUGGCUACUCCAUGACCCCCCCAACCCUGAACAUCACGGAGGAGACACACGUCAUCGACUCCAGUGACAGCCUGUCCAUCUCCUGCAGGGGGCAGCACCCCCUGGAGUGGGCCUGGCCAGGGGCUCAGGAUGCACCAGUCACAGGGGAGAAGGACGGCGAGGACAUGGGGAUCGUGCGAGACUGUGAGGGCACAGAUGCCCGGCCCUACUGCAAGGUUCUGCUGCUGCAGGAGGCCCACGCCAAUGACACGGGCAGCUACCGCUGCUACUACAAGUAUAUCAAGGCUCGCAUUGAGGGCACCACUGCAGCCAGCACCUACGUAUUUGUGAGAGACUUGGAGCAGCCAUUCAUCAACAAGCCGGACACACUCCUGGUCAACAGGAAGGACUCCAUGUGGGUGCCCUGCCUGGUGUCCAUCCCCGGCCUCAACGUCACGCUGCGCUCGCAAAGCUCAGCACUGUGGCCUGAUGGGCAGGAGGUAGUGUGGGACGACCGCCGGGGCAUGCGUGUGCCCACUCCCCUGCUGCGUGAUGCCCUGUACCUGCAGUGUGAGACCACUUGGGGCGGCCAGGCCUUCCUAUCCAACCCCUUCCUCGUGCAUAUCACAGGAAAUGAGCUCUAUGACAUCCAGCUGUUCCCCAAGAAAUCACUGGAGCUGCUGGUUGGGGAAAAGCUGGUCCUGAACUGCACUGUGUGGGCCGAGUUCAACUCGGGUGUCACCUUCGACUGGGACUAUCCAGGAAAGCAGGCAGAGCGGGGUAAGUGGGUGCCAGAGCGGCGCUCCCAGCAGACUCACACAGAGCUCUCCAGCAUCCUCACCAUCCACAACGUCAGCCAGCACGACUUGGGCCCAUAUGUGUGCCUGGCCAACAAUGGCAUCCAGCAAUUCCAGGAGAGCACUGAGGUCAUUGUGCAUGAAAAGCCCUUCAUCAGCGUCGAGUGGCUCAAGGGUCCCGUCCUGGAGGCCACGGCAGGAGACGAGCUGGUGAAACUGCCCGUGAAGCUGGCAGCAUACCCGCCACCGGAGUUCCAAUGGUACAAGGACAGAAAGGCAGUGUCAGGGCGCCAUAGUCCACACGUUCUGGUGCUCAAGGAGGUGACGGAAGCCAGUGCGGGCAUCUACACCCUCGCCCUGUGGAACUCCGCGGCCGGCCUGAGGCGCAACAUCAGCCUGGAGCUGGUGGUAAAUGUGCCUCCCCACAUCCACGAGAAGGAGGCCUCCUCCCCCAGCAUCUACUCCCGCCAUAGUCGCCAAGCCCUCACCUGUACUGCCUAUGGGGUGCCCCCUCCUCUCAGCAUCCAGUGGCACUGGCGGCCGUGGACCCCCUGCAAGACCUUCACCCAGCAUAGCCUCAGCCAGCGGCGGCAGCAGCGAGACCAAAUGCCACAGUGCCAGGACUGGAGGGAGGUGACCAUGCAGGACGCUGUGAACCCCAUUGAGAGCCUGGACACCUGGACUGAGUUUGUGGAGGGCAAAAAUAAGACGGUGAGCAAGCUGGUGAUCCAGGACGCCGAUGUGUCUGCCAUGUACAAGUGCGUGGUCUUCAACAAAGUGGGCCAGGAUGAGCGGCUCAUCUACUUCUAUGUGACCACCAUCCCCGAUGGCUUCAGCAUAGAAUCGGAGCCAUCAGAAGAUCCUCUAGAGGGACAGGCCGUGCACCUGAGCUGCCGGGCCGACAACUACACUUAUCAGCAUUUGCGCUGGUACCGCCUCAACCUGUCCACGUUGCAUGACGCUCACGGGAACCCACUGCUGCUCGACUGCAAGAACGUGCACCUUUUCGCCACGCCGCUGGCCGCCAGCCUGGAGGAGGCAGCGCCCGGGGUGCGCCACGCCACGCUCAGCCUGACCAUCCCCAGCGUGGCACCGGAACACGAAGGCGACUACGUGUGCGAGGUGCAGGACCGGCGCAGCCACGACAAGCACUGCCACAAGAAGUACCUGUCAGUGCAGGCCCUGGAAGUCCCGCGGCUCACGCAGAACUUGACCGACCUCCUGGUGAAUGUGAGCGAUUCCUUGGAGAUGAGGUGCCCGGUGGCCGGGGCGCACAUGCCCAGCAUCGUGUGGUACAAAGAUGAGAGGCCCCUGGAGGAAGAGUCCGGAAUCGACCUGGCGGACUCGAACCAGAGGCUGAGCAUCCAGCGCGUACGCGAGGAGGAUGCCGGGCGCUAUCUGUGCAGUGUGUGCAACGCCAAGGGCUGCGUCAACUCCUCCGCCAGCGUGGCCGUGGAAGGCUCCGAGGAUAAAGGCAACAUGGAGAUCGUGAUCCUUAUUGGCACCGGGGUCAUCGCCGUCUUCUUCUGGGUCCUCCUCCUCCUCAUCUUCUGUAACAUGAGGAGGCCAACCCAUGCAGACAUCAAGACCGGCUACUUGUCCAUCAUCAUGGACCCUGGGGAAGUGCCUUUGGAGGAGCAGUGUGAAUACCUGUCCUAUGAUGCCAGUCAGUGGGAGUUCCCCAGGGAACGGCUGCACCUUGGGAGAGUCCUCGGCCAUGGGGCCUUUGGGAAGGUGGUGGAAGCCUCGGCCUUUGGCAUCAACAAGGGCAGCAGCUGUGACACUGUGGCCGUGAAAAUGCUGAAAGAGGGCGCCACAGCCAGCGAGCACCGUGCCCUGAUGUCAGAGCUCAAAAUCCUAAUCCACAUCGGUAACCACCUCAACGUGGUCAACCUCCUGGGGGCGUGCACCAAGCCCAACGGCCCCCUCAUGGUGAUCGUGGAGUUUUGCAAGUACGGCAACCUCUCCAACUUCUUGCGCACCAAGCGGGAGGCCUUCAACCCCUACGCGGAGAAGUCCCCUGAGCAGCUAAGGCGCUUCUGCUCCAUGGUGGAGGGUGCCAAGGCUGACCGGAGGAGGCCAGGGAGCAGCGACAGGGCCCUCCUCACAAGGCUCCUGAUGGGCAAGGGCGGGGCAGGACGAGCCCCUCCGGUCCAGGAAGCUGAGGACCUGUGGCUGAGCCCACUGACCAUGGAAGACCUUGUCUGCUACAGCUUCCAGGUGGCCCGAGGGAUGGAGUUCCUGGCCUCUCGCAAGUGCAUCCACAGAGACCUGGCUGCUCGGAACAUCUUGCUGUCAGAAAGUGAUGUGGUGAAGAUCUGUGACUUCGGCCUGGCCCGGGACAUCUACAAAGACCCUGACUACGUGCGCAAGGGCAGCGCCCGACUGCCUCUGAAGUGGAUGGCCCCCGAGAGCAUCUUCGACAAGGUGUACACCACACAGAGCGAUGUGUGGUCCUUUGGGGUACUGCUCUGGGAGAUCUUCUCCCUGGGGGCCUCCCCAUACCCUGGGGUGCAGAUCAAUGAGGAGUUCUGCCAACGGCUGAAAGAAGGCACCCGGAUGAGGGCCCCAGAGCUGGCCACUCCUGCCAUACGCCGCAUCAUGCUGAGCUGCUGGGCCGGAGACCCCAAAGAGAGGCCUGCAUUCUCAGAUCUGGUGGAGAUCCUGGGGGACCUGCUUCAGGGCAGGGGCCAUCAGGAAGAGGAGGACUGCGUGGUUUCCUGUGGCUCUCAGAGCUCAGAGGAGGGCAGCUUCUUGCAGGCGUCCACCACGGCCCUGCAUGUCAUGGAGACCGAUGCUGACAUGGAGGACAGCCCACCGAGCCUGCACCGGCACAGCCUGGCUGCCAGAUAUUAUAAUUGUGUGUCCUUUCCGGGAUGCCUUGCCAGGGGCACUCAGACCCAGGGUCCCUUCAGGAUGAAAACGUUCGAAGAAUUUCCCAUGACCCUGACAACCUACAAGGCCUCAGUGGAUAGCCAGACGGACAGUGGGAUGGUGCUGGCCUCCGAGGAAUUUGAGCGGCUGGAGAGCAGGCACAGACAAGAAAGUGGGCUCAGCAGCUGUAAAGGACCAGGCAGGAAUAUGGACGUGACCAUGGCACACCCUGACCCCCCAGGGAGGCGGCAGAGACCAGACCCAGGGGCCCAGGGCCAGGUGUUCUACAACAGCGAGUAUGGGGAGCUGGCAGGGCGACCAGAGGAGAGCGAUGGCAUCCCAUCUGCCCAAGUGCCCUUCUUCACAGACAGCAGCUACUAAGGCAGCUUCGGGCAAGGCCCACUGGACCCUGGGCUCCAACAGUUGGUGGGGACCGUGCCUGGCCAGCGAGCAGAGGGCUGGAGGCCCAGGCUGGGAACUCAUCUCAUUCGGUCUGGGGAAGAGCAAAACCCAGGCUCCAGGGCUCUCUUGAACUCCAUCACCAUGCUUGCCCAGGACCACCCUGCUGAUCCCUGGGGCCCUUCUCCCCUUCAGAUUCAGAUUCCACUUAGCUCAACAUCCACAGGGGCCAGCCCUGGGUCGGGCACUCUCAUGGGAAAUAUCUCUUUGGGUGCCUCCUCUCAUCAUGGUGGGUGGUGUGAUCCCUGAUUUCUGAUGAGGAAUAUGAGGGUCUGAGAAUCACAUAGUAAUCAAGGUUCAGCUGUGGUCUCCCAGCACCCACCCAAAAUGCUGCCCCCUCCAUGCAGCCUCUCUUCCCGUGGGAAUGGCUUUCUUCACUUGCCACUCCAAGGCUCAAGAGAAGAUGCAUAUGGCUCAAAGAUGCAUUCCAGCUCAAAGCAACAAAUGAGAAAUUUGUAGGGGCAAUGGGGGUGUCCUCUCCUGAGCCUGGCCAAACAGCUCAGAGUAGCCAUCUCCGCAGUGCCGAGCCAGUUACAGCAAGCCUUCUUCUCCUGUGUGUUGAGAAGUACUAUUCAACAUUGUUUUUUUCCUUAGAACUUCAGAGACUAUUUGAGAUGCUGUGAAGAAUUUACUUUUUAAAACUUCCGUCUGAAGGGAGCCCAGGGAAGGUUUUUCUGAAUCUGGACGAUCCUUGCCUCUGACACCCAGUCAAGUGCUGUCAUAACAGACCCCACUGUGGCCACCUCUUUCUGGAGAAAGUCCCCAGCCUCACCUGCCUAGCCCAGAACUGGAAGAGUCACCCGAUGGUCUAGAGCUGCCCCAUUUGAGAAUCACCUGGUUCUUCCCUCUGGGACUUAGAUCUGCCACCCAAGGCACCAUCCAAGCUGUGAACAACUUUAUGAGAGGCAAGCACUGUGGGUUCCACCGAGGAAGGCUUUGGGGUUGGCCCAGAGGACACACCAGCAUAGCUCUGUACCAGGAGGCAAUCACUGGAUGUCCCUGUGGCCCCAGGGAGGCCCUGUCUUCUGCCCCCUGAUCUGUACCUGACAUCAGUGCCCUGGCAGGUCAAGCCUCUCUCAGAGAACAGCAGAGGACCAUCUGGAGGCUGGAGCCAUUCUGCCCAGGGCCCCCCCCUCCCCAGCCCAGUUCACACUCCCUAGCUACCCACACCCCUAGCAGGAGAAAGACCCUCAUCCCAGUUAGCACCACAAUGUUUGACACCCCACCCCCACCCCAUGAGACGCUUGCAGGACAGGCGGCCGUGCAGCGAGCAGGGGCUUGCCCGGCAGGAACCCCCCCACAUUGUGUAUUGUUCCUUUAAGAUAUGGUGAAUGCAGGUAUGACUGUCCCCAGUGGACCUCCUCCUCUGAUGUCACCUGCCUGUGAGACUUGGGUCUCAGGUUUACCUGGUGGAAGUCCAGAGGCUGUUUUCAAUCAGAGGAGCAACUCAUGAUUUGCGUGCAGGGGCCCAGGCCUGAGACCCCUCCCCACAUGUGUACCACCUGUUUGUGUUUGUGUCACUUAUUCUCCUGUCACAUAACUGCACACACAAAAAUGUACUGGGGAGAAAAUCUACCCCCACCCCCCCUUGUAGAACAUAUGCU
Messenger RNA from Balaenoptera musculus (blue whale), 5803 nucleotides. It is a transcript of the gene FLT4, whose product is annotated as fms related receptor tyrosine kinase 4. Gene Ontology annotation, molecular function: transmembrane receptor protein tyrosine kinase activity; ATP binding. The coding region runs from base 15 to 4121 and encodes 1368 amino acids. Gene Ontology annotation, cellular component: signaling receptor complex. Lineage: Eukaryota; Metazoa; Chordata; Mammalia; Artiodactyla; Balaenopteridae. The transcript has 30 exons. The record is from RefSeq and is a predicted model, not a curated record. Gene Ontology annotation, biological process: cell surface receptor protein tyrosine kinase signaling pathway; multicellular organism development; protein phosphorylation.